Aspergillus clavatus NRRL 1 is the source of this 1575-nucleotide messenger RNA. Its product is annotated as CoA-acylating methylmalonate-semialdehyde dehydrogenase. Gene Ontology annotation, biological process: thymine catabolic process; L-valine catabolic process. Gene Ontology annotation, cellular component: mitochondrion. The record is from RefSeq and is a predicted model, not a curated record. Gene Ontology annotation, molecular function: malonate-semialdehyde dehydrogenase (acetylating, [NAD(P)+]) activity; methylmalonate-semialdehyde dehydrogenase (acylating, NAD+) activity. The coding region runs from base 1 to 1575 and encodes 524 amino acids. NCBI's taxonomy places the organism in Eukaryota, Fungi, Ascomycota, Eurotiomycetes, Eurotiales, Aspergillaceae. The transcript is spliced from 3 exons.
AUGGCCCCCGCAGCAACCACUUCCGCGGCUACCACCGCCACCGAAUACCCGACGGACCAUACCCCGAUCGCCAACCCCAUCGAUACCACCAACUUUAUUGACAACCAAUUCGUGUCGUCCAAGGCCACCACAUGGAUUGAUCUACACGACCCGGCGACCAACAACCUCGUCACCCGCGUGCCUCAGAGCACCGAUGAGGAGCUGCGUGCUGCCGUGGCCUCGGCCGAGAAGGCCUUCCCUGCCUGGCGCGCGACCAGCAUCAUGGCCAAGCAGCAGAUCAUGUUCAAGUUUGUGAGCCUCAUCCGAGCCAACUGGGACCGCCUGGCCGCGUCCAUCACCUUGGAGCAGGGUAAGACCUUCGCCGACGCCAAGGGUGACGUCCUGCGGGGUCUGCAGGUCGCAGAGACCGCCUGUGGCAUCACCACCCAAUUGACCGGCGAGGUUCUGGAAGUCGCCAAGGAUAUGGAGACUCGCAGCUACAGAGAACCCCUGGGAGUUGUGGCCGCGAUUUGCCCCUUCAACUUCCCCGCGAUGAUUCCCCUCUGGUGUAUCCCCAUUGCGACGAUCACUGGAAACUGUCUGAUCCUCAAGCCCUCCGAGCGGGACCCCGGAGCGGCCAUGAUCCUGGCCGAGCUGGCCCAGGAGGCGGGCUUCCCCCCCGGUGUGAUCAACAUCAUCCACGGGUCGGCCAAGACGGUCGACUUCAUCAUCGAUGAGCCGGCCAUCAAGGCCAUCAGCUUCGUGGGUAGCAACCGUGCCGGGGAAUACAUCUACACCCGCGGCUCGGCCAACGGCAAGCGGGUCCAGGCCAACCUGGGUGCGAAGAACCACGCCGCCAUCCUGCCGGACUGCAACAAGAACCAGACCCUGAACGCCCUUGUCGGCGCGGCCUUUGGCGCGGCCGGACAGCGGUGCAUGGCACUCAGCACCGUCGUCAUGGUCGGCGAGACCAAGGACUGGCUCCCCGAGAUGGCGGAGCGGGCCAAGGCCCUGAACGUCAACGGCGGGUUUGAGGCGGGCGCCGAUCUCGGCCCCGUCAUCAGCCCGGAGAGCAAGAAACGCAUCGAGGGCCUGAUCGCCAGCGCUGAGGAGGAGGGCGCCACCAUCCUCCUGGACGGCCGCGGCUACAAGCCCGAGAAGUACCCCAAUGGCAACUUUGUCGGCCCCACCAUCAUCACCAACGUCACCCCCAACAUGCGCUGCUACAAGGAAGAGAUCUUCGGCCCCGUGCUCAUCUGCCUCAACGUCCCCACCCUCGACGACGCCAUCGACCUCAUCAACAAGAAUGAGUACGGCAACGGCGCCGCCGUCUUCACCCGCUCCGGCUCCACCGCCUCCCGCUUCCAGAAGGACAUCGAGGCCGGCCAGGUCGGCAUCAACGUCCCCAUCCCCGUCCCCCUGCCCAUGUUCUCCUUCACCGGCAACAAGAAGAGCAUCGCCGGCGGCGGCGCGAAUACCUUCUACGGCAAACCGGGCCUGCAGUUCUAUACCCAGCAGAAGACGGUCACGAGUCUGUGGCGCAGCGAGGAUGCUGUCAGCACCAAGGCGAACGUGGUGAUGCCGACGCAUUCGUAA